This is a messenger RNA of Rhipicephalus microplus (southern cattle tick), 3161 nucleotides long. RefSeq lists its product as uncharacterized. NCBI's taxonomy places the organism in Eukaryota, Metazoa, Arthropoda, Arachnida, Ixodida, Ixodidae. The record is from RefSeq and is a predicted model, not a curated record.
GCCACACGUCGAUGCACGACAAUGACGAUUAUCUCAAGUUUCAGCUGCCUCCAUCCUUCGGCAUCUGGUGCGACACUUUCUUGCGGAGCAAGCAGCCAGUCACUGCGAAGGUCAAAACGCACAUCAUUUCUCAUCUCUUCAAGGCUUGCUACAAGAUGACUCCAUGUCCAACACCAAGGCUGUACAACAAAGUACUUGACUCGCUCGUGGCAAAGUACCCACAUGUGAUGGAAGGAAAGUACAACAGGCGCCGCUGGUUGAUCGCCCUGAGGAGCAGGUUCAAAAGCGAACGCGAGAACCUCACGGGGGCUUCAGCUCCUGCAGUCGAAGCACAGGAAACGUCUGGACUCGACCUUUCACAACCUGAUGCUGACUAUGCAUGCACCUACACUCACACACAGCAUGCGAAGACACAAUUGAGUUCAUCGGCCUAUUCGCCUGGUUGCGAGGACAAGUCAGUUCACGAGGAACAUCUCGGCGAGUUCACAAAUUCAUCUGGUCAUGGUGCUGAGACCUAUGUAGCCGGCCAUUCAGACACCUUGCCCUUGGAUUCCAUGUGUCGUGUGUCAGACCCAGUGGAAUGUCUGGAAUCUGAGGAGGAUGAGGAAUCGAUGGAUUGUCCAAACCAUUCCGACGGCUUGCUGGAGGACGAGACCGUGUCCAGCCUGCUUCGAAGCUGCUCUGACGAAAAAGCGUCAGAGGCACUGAUGGCACAGCAAGAGAAGCCUUCAAAAAGUAAACCAACCACAGUAGUGGUGAGCAGUGUGUUUCAUAAAAAUCUACCUGUGUCUAAUGGCAAGGCGAAGACGUUAAAGGUAGUUCUGAAGAACUGCGGGGAGCUGGAAAAAAAUUCUGAGGGAAACAGGAAUGGUCUCCCCCUUCAGGACAGAGCUUCACGGGCCACUGUUCUGCCAGGCACUUUACGAGGGCGCAGCAGUUCAACGGACUCCUCUGAAAGUGGAAAACAAAAUGAGAAUUUUUCGUUUCAGUUUGAAGGCUUGCCAAAGUAUAUUCGAAAGGCUCUCAAGGCCCAAAGGCCACUUCCCUCUGCUGAAAGAAGGGCUCUGGUACGAUGCGUAGUCGAGCAGCUGACAGAAGUGUACCCCUAUCCAAGCCGAGACUUGAUUCGAGAGGUAGCCAUAACGAUUGUAGACGCCUUUCCCGAGGCCCUCAAGGACCGUGAUCUGGAUGGUGAAAUGCUUGGAAAAGGACACAACUCCUUUUUUCAGCAACUAAAAUGCCGUGCCGAUACCAUCGCUCUGGGAAGACUCUCACCAGACACUUCACCGGGAUUCAGUGGAUCAAUGCAUUUGCAUGAAAGUGAAGGACAAUAUGGGAAUGUUUCGUUUUACCUUGAAUACCUGCCCGAGCAUAUUAGAAGCUCUCUUAAGGUCGAGAGGCCACUUCCACAUAGAGAAAGAAGAGCUUUGGUACGGUGUGUCGUUGAGAAACUGACCACAAUGUGCGCCAGGCCCAGGCGGGACUUGCUUCGAGGGGCAGCCACAACAGUGGUGCGGGCCUUUCCCGACGCCCUUGAAGACCGCGGUUUGGACGGCAGUGUGCUUGGAAGGGGAUACGACUCUUUUUUCCACCAACUGGAAUGCCGGGCUGAAAACAUCCGUAGAAGAGAAAGAGGUGCCGCCGCUCCAGUUGCGCAGAGAGGCAGUAGAAAAACAGUGAAGAAUACAUUUGGCUGUGUUAACUGGCAGCCUGUGCGGAACUCGGAGCCACCGGAGGACAUUGAAGACAGGAUUCAAUUUCUAAAGCAAGAGGGGAAGAAAAGCCUGGAAGAGAUCGACAUGCCACUUUGUGUUGACUACAUGGAGGAAACAUAUCCGGAACUGAGGAGUUUCAUAAACGCCGAUCCUGCUCCCGGAAUUUCUGAGGUGAAGGAUCAAUGGCCAAUGCUUUUUCACAGGCCAUUCUUCUACAGGCACGGGAACGAGCUCCUUGCCAAGAAUGUAAAGGCAAUAUUUGAUCAAAAAGUGUCAACAUAUGCACCACCACUAAUCCAGUACUUGGAGUCAGUCCCCAAGAAAGAAGUCAUGUACAGGUUGAUGAUCAUGCGUGAGGCAGCAAAAAAAGGCAACACGAAAGCAGCGGAGGAAGCUGUGGUGCCCCUUCUGUGCACAUAUUUCAAAGAAGAUGAAAGGCAUCUAUUCCAGGUCCUGGAAGAAGGAAAGGACAUUGCGGAAAUGCUCCAUGAGCUGCCAUGCACCCCAACUAUUGUUGCACUUGGAGGCAUUUUCCAAAAGAAAUGUUUUGUGGCCUGCGAACGCGAGAUUCUUUUUACCGAACCUGUAGACUUCUCGGAGGCAACCUGCCUUUUGCUUCUGAGCUACUACGUUUUCAACUUGGCAUAUGCAGACCCUGUUGCCACAACGCUGGAAUUUCUUCAAAGGGAGAUGUUCACUGUCAACCCGCUUAGAGGCAGCAAAUGCAGCAACGGACGAAAGUCAAGGACGUCCGUGAGCAAUAAGAUAAUGAGACUGAUGCAACACUUGCGAUGAAGGACUGCAGUUGUGAGCCCGAGUGUGAUCAAUCAAGUAAAAAUAAAUGCCCAACUGUUCAUUUUCAGAGUGGCAGGAUGUUGACUACUUGUCUGGAAAGAAUUGAUGCUUCCUUCCGCAUUUAGGAAGCUCCUCACGCUUUUAGGAAGCACAGUGGAUCCUACAAAACUCACUGAGAUAUAUUAGGUUGUCUUAUUAAGGUGAAAGCCCUACAUGCCUAUGUAGCAUUCAUGUAAGAUGUAUACAACCCUGUACAUUGCCCCCGUCUAAACGUACAGACAUUAUACAAGGAAGUGUCCGUUUUUUGAUACCCAGUUUACAUGUUAUAACUGAACAGUACAAUGUAUGUAUUCUUGGGAUUGUAACACAAUUUUCCGGCAAUGAAGCCAACUUUAUCGUUUCUAAGAGGUUCCUUUCACAAGCACUGCACUUUAAUUCUGGAAUACACACCUGUCUCUUCAUAAAAAGCAGAACAAACUUAUGUUCAGUUCGUUUCAUAUAAUUUAACGUUUCGAAGUUACGUGGAACUAUCUGGCAACAUUUUUCAUUCUAGUUUGUACCAACCUUAAGUGCUUAGUGCACAUUUAUGAAAAACGGUUGUUUUGGGCUUUUGUACGAUAGAGGGAAUAUUUAAGUAGAUUUUCUUUUUUA